UGGGUGUUGGCUUUUUUAGCACUAUUCAUAAAAUGUGAUAUUUGGUGUUUGGUUAAUACAUCUGGAUAUUCAUAAACGCAAGUGAAUAAAUUGUGAAUAAGUUAAAAAUUAAAAUCAUGAAUUUCAAAAUUAUUCAACGACUUAGUAUAGUUUUAAGUUAUCUAUUAGUCAUUCGAGCUAGUGUCAUCACGAACAGUAAUGAGCAGCUUGUGGUAUGCCCAAAAAUGUGCACUUGUGAUAUGAUUGAAGGACUCAGGCGUGCCGAUUGCAGCCAUGAGAACCUUAUCAGCACACACACCGAUGUCCCGGACAGUGUCGAAAUAUUGGAUUUAAGUAUCAAUAAAAUUUCUUUCGUUGAAGAUGACGAUUUUAAGACCCACGUAAGCUUGGUGAAGUUGUUUCUAUCCGACAACGCGAUACAUACAAUUUCGUUGAAUGCGUUUUCUACUUUACGAAAACUGCAGACCCUAGAUUUGUCCCAUAACCGACUGGAGCAGCUUCACGAGGAUCUCUUCGAGCACAACGAAAAACUGAUCGAUCUUAAUCUAUCGAAUAAUAACUUCAUCUCUCUGGACAGCCGGCCGCUGCUGAAGAGUUCAUCCAUCAUGUACCUUCACCUGAGCGAAUGCAAAAUUCCGCAGUUACAUGACAGUAUCUUUCACUAUCUACCGAGCCUACGCUCGGUGGAUCUAUCGAAUAACCUAAUGAUCACACUAUCGAAGGAUGUUUUCGUACCAGUAAAGAAACUUCGCAGUAUCGAUCUACAUGAAAAUCGGUGGCAAUGCGACAGUUCUUCGGUACGUAACACGAUUAGCUGGAUGAAAAAACGAGUACCUUCUAUACAUAUCGAGAAUUGCUUCUUGAACCCCCACAAACACAAACCAAAGUUCGAGAAAAUGGAACUAGACCUAGACUUUCACAAAGCCAAUCGCCAGGAAGUCGCAAUUGACCAGGUAUGGCAUAUGGCCGCAACUCCUGCCGAUUACUGGGCUUCGCUGGAGCAAAAAACAUGUGCUUUCAAUGAAAUACAAGAUCCCGCGAGUAGCGAAACUUGUGCGAAUUUCAUCGAAUGUCAAAAAAGGUACAGCGAAUUGUUCUUCGCGUACACAGAAAUGAUUGCAGCGGCUAAAGCCAAACCCGAUAGCAAUGAAGUCAUCAGAAAGGUAGCAAUCAGAAUCCUGCUCUGCGGCAUAUUCAUAGGAGCUCUUUUCGCAACAUUCAUAACCUAUUCAGUAAUGUAUCUGGUUAAAAAAUGCCGCGAAUCCCGCGAAAACGCAAGGUCUCCGCAUGCCAAAACGAUGCGUGAGCUACGGCGAGAGUUCCGCGAGAGGAACAAUUUCGAACAUUCCCGUUUGAAUGAGUCUCCCGUGGUAGGACGCUCGAGCCGACGACCCACCGGUAAUAUGUCCUCCCAAGAGCAGUCCCAAAUCUACAGCAACCAUGAAAAUACCCGCCAGUUUCUUGUGAACCUCUUUUCAAAAAGACAACCACGCUUCGUGCGCAAUAAUUCGCAAAUCGCAAACAUACAGAACCGUUAUCUGCCACCACUCCAGAUACGUAGUGAAGCCUUUCCCAGCACCGGCAACGGUGUCUCCCCGGUAGCUCCUACCAGCUCCAGCUUUAUCUGGGAGCCUUCGCACCAGAACCAAGUAAACGACGAACUAGAGCAAAUGCUGAACAGCCGACAGUCUUCGGCAUUUUCUGUUUGGAAUAACUACUACGGAAUCGAAGACCUGCGCAGGCCUGAAUCCGGCAUGGGCCUGUACGAAGUGGUUCCGGUUGUAAAUACGACACCAGCGGCUCUUAGCAGGACAGUAUCACGGGAAACUCCACCGCCACCCUAUGCCGAUUGUAGUGUUGCGUUGAAUCGAACUGACCAGCAGAGUUGAUAUUUCAAAAAUUAUUCUAAUAGAUGCGAAAGCAGCUGUGUAUUAUUUAUUUUCGACUGAUAAGUAGGUUUAUGAAUUGUGAUUAAAACUUUAAAUUUUAAAAAAUAAAGAAUACAUUGCCUGU
Sabethes cyaneus is the source of this 2013-nucleotide messenger RNA. RefSeq lists its product as uncharacterized. Gene Ontology annotation, molecular function: protein binding. Bases 117 to 1889 code for a protein of 590 amino acids. Lineage: Eukaryota; Metazoa; Arthropoda; Insecta; Diptera; Culicidae. The record is from RefSeq and is a predicted model, not a curated record. The transcript has 6 exons.